GCCGCGUGCCUUCAACAAAACUUUAUAAAGGCGCGCGGGGCGGCCAUGGCCGCCCCCUCCCCCCGGGCGGCGGCCCCGGACGCGGCCUCGGCACCGAGGCCUGGCCGCCGCCUGCGGGGGGAGGCGACCGGGGCGAAGUUUCGCAGCUGGCCCACGGUUUGUUAGAGCCCGCCUGAGGCCGGCUGGCGACCGCGCCGGGUGAGCCCGUGCCUCGGGCUUGGCUUUGGUUUUGUUUUGCUUUGCACUGAGUGACCGGGCCUGACGCAGCGUUGUCGCUCUGCACGGGCAGCCGCUGCCUGGCCGAGAUGCGGGCGAGGCGGCCGCCCUGCGGGCCCGGCAGCACGGAGCCGCCGCGGCCUGGGAGCGAGGCAGCCAGCUCCAUCGUCCGGCAGAAGUGGAGAAGCUGAAUAAGAUGAGUUCUCUCUUAGAAAGACUUCAUGCAAAAUUUAACCAAAACAGACCUUGGACAGAAACCAUGAAGCUAGUCCGUCAAGUCAUGGAAAAGCGAGUUGUGAUGAACUCUGGGGGGCACCAACAUCUGGUGAGCUGUUUGGAGACUUUGCAGAAGGCAUUAAAAGUAUCUUCUCUGCCUGCCAUGACAGAUCGCUUAGAGUCUAUAGCUAGACAGAAUGGCCUUGGAUCUCACCUUAGUGCAAAUGGCACUGAAUGUUACAUCACUUCAGACAUGUUCUAUGUGGAAGUCCAGUUAGAUCCUACAGGGCUGCUGUGUGAUGUCAAGGUGGCUCACCAUGGAGAAAAUCCUGUGAGUUGUCCAGAAUUGGUGCAACAUCUGAGAGAGAAAAAUUUUGAUGAAUUUUCUAAGCAUCUGAGGGGGCUUGUGAACCUGUAUAAGUUGCCAGGAGACAACAAACUUAAAACUAAAAUGUACUUAGCUCUACAGUCCUUGGAGCUGGAUCUCUCAAAAAUGGCAGGGAUGUAUUGGCAAGCCACCAAUGCAAAUCCCCUCGACAAGAUUCUUCAUGGCAGUGUUGGCUAUCUCACCCCCAGGAGUGGAGGUCUCCUGAUGAAUCUCAAGUAUUACGUCUCGCCAUAUGAUUUAUUUGAAGAAGGCACUGGAACCCCCAUUGUUUUGCAUGAGAACAAUGUUCCUCGGGCUUUGGGUAUGAAUGUGUCAGUAACAGUCGAGGGAACCAUGGCAAUGUACAAACUUCCAAUUGCACCAUUGAUUAUGGGGUCUCAUCCUGUUGACAGCAAAGGGACACCGUCGUUCUCGUCGAUCACCAGUGCCAACAGUGUGGACCUGCCAGCUUGUUUCUUCUUGAAAUUCCCACGACCCAUUCCAGUAUCUCGAGCUUUCAUUCAGAAACUUCAGGGCUGCACAGGUAUUCCACUGUUUGACACAUCACCAACAUUUGUGCCCUUGUAUGAGCUGAUCACACAGUUUGAGCUAUCCAAGGAGGCUGAUCCUCUACCUUUAAACCACAAUAUGCGCUUCUAUGCAGCUCUUCCAGGACAGCAGCACUGUUACUUUCUGAACAAGGAUGCUCCUCUCCCAGAUGGAAGAAGUCUUCAAGGAACUCUGAUUAGUAAAAUCGCCUUCCAGCACCCUGGACGGGUUCCUCUCAUCCUCAAUUUGAUCAGACAUCAGGUGGCUUACAACACACUGAUUGGCAGCUGUGUCAAGCGAACAGUUUUAAAAGAAGAUUCCCCUGGGAUCCUUCAGUUUGAAGUUUGCCCUCUCUCUGACUCCUGUUUUAGUGUGUCCUUUCAGCACCCUGUGAAUGACUCCCUAGUGUGUGUGGUAAUGGAUGUGCAAGAUUCUACUCAUGUGAACUGUAAGCUGUACAAAGGGCUGUCUGAUGCUCUUAUCUGUACCGAUGAUUUCAUUGCCAAAGUUGUUCAAAGAUGUAUGUCCAUUCCUGUGACCAUGAGAGCAAUUCGUAGAAAAGCAGAAACGAUUCAGGCAGACACACCAGCCUUGUCCCUCAUUGCAGAGACAGUAGAAGAUAUGGUGAAGAAAAAUCUUCCCCCAGCCAGCAGCCCAGGGUAUGGCAUGACCACAGGCAGCAACCCAAUGAGUGGUACCACUACCCCAACAAACACUUUUCCUGGGGGGCCCAUCACUACUUUGUUUAAUAUGAGCAUAAGCAUGAAAGAGAGGCAUGACUCGGUGGGCCAUGGGGAGGACUUCAGCAAAGUGUCUCAGAACCCUAUUCUCACUAGUUUGUUGCAGAUCACAGGGAAUGUGGGGUCUACCAUUGGCUCAAGUCCAACCCCUCCCCAUCACACACCACCACCAGUAUCCUCACCAGCAGGCAACACCAAGAACCACCCCAUGCUCAUGAACCUUCUUAAAGAGAAUCCCCCUCAGGAUUUCUCCACUCUGUAUGGGAGCAGCCCUCUCGAAAGGCAGAACUCUUCCUCUGGCUCCCCUAGAAUGGAAAUGGGCCCUGGGGGGAAUAAGCAAAAGAAAAAAAAAUCCCGCAUCCCAGCAGACAAGCCCAAGCAUCAGACUGAGGACGAUUUCCAGAGGGAGCUCUUUUCAAUGGAUGUUGACUCCCAGAAUCCUAUUUUUGAUGUCAACAUGACUGCAGAUACCCUGGACACCCCUCAUAUUACUCCAGCACCUAGCCAAUGCAGCACUCCUCCUACUACAUACCCACAGCCUAUACCUCACUCGCAGCCCAGUAUUCAGAGAAUGGUUCGACUUUCUAGUUCGGACAGCAUUGGAGCCGACGUUACUGAUAUCCUUUCGGAUAUAGCAGAGGAGGCUUCCAAGCUACCCACCGCUAAUGAGGACUGUCCACCCAUUGGUACUCCAGUAAGAGACUCUUCUAGUUCAGGACAUUCACAAAGUGCCCUCUUUGACCCAGAUGUUUUUCAGACGAACAAUAGCGAGAACCCAUACACAGAUCCAGCAGACCUCAUAGCAGAUGCUGCUGUGAGCCCCAACAGCGAUUCUUCAAACCAUUUUUUUCCAGAUGGAGUAGAUUUUAAUCCUGACUUGUUGAACAGUCAGAGUCAAAGUGGCUUUGGGGAGGAAUACUUUGAUGAGAGUAGUCAGAGUGGAGACACUGAUGAUUUCAAGGGCUAUACACCCCAGGCUCUAAGUACUUUGGGGGUGCCGGUGUUAGGGGGUGAUGCGGGAGAAAAUAAAUUUAAGGGCAGCAAUCAGUCUGAUACGGUGGAUUUUAGUAUUAUUGCAGCUGCAAGCAAAGCACUGGGGUCCUCUGACAUCAUGGAGCAUCACAGUGGAGGUCAGAGCCCUUUACUAAAUACAGGGGAUUUGGCAAAAGAAAAGUCUCAGAAACGGGUAAAGGAAGGCAAUGGUUCUGGAAGUAACAUGGCAGGUCCUGGGCUAGAUGGGAAGCCAGGGAAGCGCAGCCGGACUCCAUCCAGUGAUGGUAAAAGUAAAGAGAAACUUCCAAAGCGAAAGAAGCAGGAAACAGAUGGGAAAUCUCCAUCUCAUAGCUCAUCAAACAGGCCUUUCACCCCACCUGCAAGCACGGGUGGGUCCAAAUCUCCUGGGAGUUCAGGCAGAUCUCAGACUCCUCCUGGUGUAGCUACUCCUCCUAUUCCAAAAAUCACAAUUCAGAUUCCAAAAGGAACAGUGACUGUUGGCAAACCAUCUUCACAUGGCCAGUAUACGAGUAGUGGCUCUGUCACCUCCUCCAGCAGCAAAAGCCAUCAUAGCCAUUCCUCUUCCUCCUCCUCUUCCUCCUCCUCUUCAACCUCAGGCAAAAUUAAAAGCAGCAAAUCGGAAGGGUCUUCUGGCUCAAAGAUGAGCAGCAGCCUCUACUCGAGUCAAGGUGGCUCAAGUUCAGGUCAGUCCAAAAGCUCAGCUCAGUCUGUGGGAAAGCCUGGAUCCUCCCCCAUCACCAAACAUGGCCUCAGCAGCGGUUCUGGAAGUACCAAGAUGAAACCUCAAGGAAAGCCAUCAUCACUUAUGAACCCUUCUAUGAGUAAACCAAACAUCUCUCCAUCUCAUUCUAGACCCUCAGGAGGUUCUGACAAGCUUGCUUCUCCCAUGAAACCUGUCCCAGGUACUCCCCCAUCAUCUAAAGCAAAGUCACCUAUAAGUUCAGGUUCUGGAGGCUCCCAUAUGUCUGGGACCGGAUCAAGCUCAAGUAUGAAAUCCUCUUCAGGAAUGGGAUCCUCUGGGUCUAUGUCUCAGAAACCACCUCCUUCAUCAAACUCCUCUACAGCAUCUUCAUCUUCCUUUUCAUCUAGUGGGUCUUCCAUGUCUUCAUCCCAGAACCAGCAUGGAAGUUCCAAAGGCAAGUCUCCUAGCAGAAACAAGAAGCCAUCUCUGACUGCAGUCAUAGACAAACUUAAACAUGGGGUUGUCACUAGCGGGCCUGGUGGUGAAGACCCAAUGGAUGGACAAAUAGGGCCGAGUUCCAAUUCCUCAAGCCAUACUAUGUCCUCCAAACAUAAUAUGUCUGGAGGUGAGUUCCAGGGCAAACGUGAGAAGAGUGACAAAGAGAAAUCUAAAGUCUCUGUUUCUGGAGGAUCUGUUGACUCUUCCAAGAAGACUUCAGAUUCCAAAAAUGUUGGAAGCACUGGAGUGGCCAAAAUUAUCAUCAGCAAGCAUGAUGGUGGCUCCCCUAGUAUUAAAGCCAAAGUAACUUUGCAGAAGCCUGGGGAAGGAGGUGGGGAUAGCUUAAGGCCUCAGAUGGCUUCUUCCAAAAGCUAUGGAUCCCCUCUAAUCAGUGGGUCUACUCCAAAACAUGAACGCUGCUCUCCCAGCCACAGUAAGUCACCAGCAUACACUCCCCAAAACAUAGACAGUGAGAGCGAGUCAGGCUCUUCCAUAGCAGAGAAAUCCUAUCAGAACAGCCCCAGCUCUGAUGAUGGCAUUAGGCCUUUGCCUGAAUAUAGCUCAGAAAAACAUAAGAAGCACAAAAAAGAGAAGAAAAAAGUGAAAGACAAAGACAGGGACAGAGAUCGGGAUCGUGAUAAAGACAGAGACAAGAAGAAAUCUCACAGCAUUAAGCCAGAGAGCUGGUCUAAAUCCCCAAUUUCAGCUGAUCAGUCUCUCUCCAUGACAAGCAGUGCUAUCAUUUCAGCUGAGCGACCGUCCCGAGCUAGCCCUGAGUUUUUGAUUGGGGAAGAAGAUGACGAUCUCAUGGAUGUUGCUCUAAUUGGAAAUUAAUCUUCUUAAUAUCUUUAAAAGAUGAGCUGUACGCAGGACCUGCAGGUUCUAGAGCUGGAAAGAGAAGAACCAUUCAUUGCAUACCUGCCACACUGAUUUUUAAGAGAUGUGUUUUAAGAUAAAAAAGUAUUUCCAAGGAUCUCAGAAGUCUGAACAGAACACGUGUGAGUGCCGACCUCUGGCUGUGUCCAGCAGCUCCAUAUGGCAAGCCAGGUUCCUGACUGUGGCCUUGGUCCUGCAGAUACUUACACUCAUUCUUAAUUUAGAAGUAUUAAUAGUCCCGUUAAAAAUAAUGGGCAUAAAGCUAAGUAUGCGUGUAAGUGUGUGAGCAGACCCCAAACUGGUGCAAACAGAAACAUAGGCUAUUCUGGGAGAAUCUGACUUCCUCUGCCCCCUCUUCCCCUUCAAAAUAAGUUGAUCUUGUUUUUAGGAGGUUUUAAGCUAAUUAUUUUAGGGCAUGUUUUGGGGUUGGGUUUUAUUCUUUUUAUAAGGGUGGUUGGAGGAAAAAAAUGCUUUUUAAUUGUUUUUAUUUUUGUGGCAUUUCUUCAUUCAGUGCCUGAUUCGGAGCGGUGCUGAGGAACUUGAUCUUCCUCUGAUGGGGCCGCUCCGCAAAAUCAGGCACUGUGUUCUGAUGUAUAUCAGCGUUUUAUUCCAGGUCAAAGUGAUGAAAAAUAUCUGUCUUAUGUUUGACUUUCCUUUCAUUUUAGCUAUUUACUUAUGUCCAUAUUUGAAUGCCUUGUGCUGCUUGUUUUCAUGCAGUCUCUGUUUUAAUUGUAUGAUGCAGAGCCCAAAGGGACUUGGCAAUUUGGGUAGAACCUAUGGUUUUGGAAAGCUCUGCACAUGUGCAGCCACUGUAGCUUUGGUGAAGUUGGUAAAAUUCCGGCAUGCAUUGGAGCAAAACUAAAUUUCAAAAGGGACACCGCUGUCUUAAUCUGAGCAUUGCUUCCUUGAAAGCCUAGCAAACAGAAUUUCCCCAGAAUUCCCUGAUGCUGCAUUUGUAAAGAGGCAGACUUUGUAAGCUGCACACAAGACCCAGUUCUGCACAAGGCCCCACUUUAGAACUAUGCUUAAUUUGUCUGCUAUGAAUACUUUCAUUAAUAUUGAUAGACAGCUAGUGUGCACUCAUGGUUAAAAAAUUGGGCCUUAUCCUCUCAAUCUGUUUCUGUUGCUGAAAUACUUACAGUUUGGGUUUUUUUUUUCCUUUUAACUUGCAACACACUUCUCAGUAGUAAUUUGAUAAUGCACACGAGCAUUCCCUUCUCUCUCUGGGAGGUGUUAGCCUAGCAGUGUGAGUCAUUCAUGUCCUAAUGUUAGCACGCACUUACGCUGCUGGAAAAACAGACCCUAACUGGUUCAUCUGGAUAAAGAUUGCAGCAGAAGCAGUGUUUUCCUUAAAUGAUGGAUUUUCCCUUUUUGGCUGGACUUAAGAACAUGUUUCUGCUGUCCUCUAUGGUUUUAUCUUGGUCUCUGAAAGGAAGGAGACUGAGGAGGAAGAUGUUUUAUUUUUAAAAGCAAUUAAAGCUGUUUUGCCUAAGAGGAAAAGUGGGAAAUCAAGAAAGAGUUCUGUGAACUCAUCUCCUUUGAAUUUUGUGCUGGGCAGAAUCCUGCUGCCAUUGAGUUUUGCCAUUAACUCCUGGAGGCCAGGAUUUCACCCAUGGGGAAGAGAUUAUACUUCGCAUAUGGGGAUGUGGUCUGAAAACGUCAAGGCUUUAAGUUUCUUUUAAACCACAGAAAUUUCUAGCUACACUUACAGUUUGACCCCAGUAAUACUUCAGACAAGCAGGUUCUUCUCUGGCUCGUUUGAAGCUAUAGCAAGGCAGAUGUCUUUUCAGCAGGGCAGCAACUGUUCAAUUAAUUGUAGGGAUUUUUCACCCCUUCUGCCUGUCUCCAGCUUAAUUCCAGGGUUCCUGUGCAGGAGCCAUGAAUUUCUCCAAAUCCACCCCAAACUUUGGGGAGCUCUCCGUUCUUGUAUUUUCCAACCUUCAUCCUAUGCUCCUAGUGGUCUGCACACAAUAGCUUCCCUCUCGCAGAUGUUCUCAUCUUCAUGUGCUGAGAUGAUAGAAAAGCAAUAAAUAAAGUCUAAACCUGGAGCAAAUGACAUUAUCUUAUGCAGCAUCAGAAUCGUAUGACUGUGGGGUGUCUAUGAAGAGGAUGUAAGAAAUACAACACCAGAUGACUUUAUCUUGAGACCCUGCUACAGCGGCUGCAUCUCGGAAAUAAUACCUGUUCAGACUCCAACAGGUUGUCAUCUGUUUUAAUUCUGUCCCUCUCAUUUUAAGUUGCUUUCUUUUAAAAAAGCCCUUUGAACUGUUCUGGUGUUCUGGGUUGUGUGAAGGUAUGAACAGCCUUCAAAAGUAGCACUCUUACAAAGUUGAAUCAGGACUGGGGAUUUCAAGGAAUGGUUUGCUGGAUACUUGUCAUUAAUUGGAGUGAUGUUUUACCAAUAUGAAAAAAACAUUAAAAGUUAAAAAUAAAUACUGUUCAGCUUCAUACUUAACACAUAAAUGCAUUUUAAAUGAAAGAGCUGAACAUGUUUCCUUCUCUGCUUGCCCAAGACCAAAGUUCAAUAUUCUAAAUUUCUCCUGCAAAAGGUGGGCAUCACGAACACCUACAGAAGUACAGGGAACAAAGUCUCAUCCUCUCUAAGCCUCUGUGACACCAAGUGCUGCAAGAGAAACUGAGUCCUGAACUGUGGUCAUAGCAGGUAAUAAGCUUUUUGAUCCAUUUUGAUGCACUGUACCCUUUCCCCUUUGUACCCCAUUCGUUUUAUAUCAUGUGAGAAAAAGAUAUACCAGAGUCAGGCAAGAGUUGCAUGAUGCUUCUAUUGCACUGAUUAGAGAUGAGGUACACCUGUCAAUAUUACACAGACAUUUUACAUGUAAAUGCUUGGUCUCUUACAAAUGUUUUAUUUUUAAAAUAUUUUUGCUUAUUCUCUACAAUAUUUUACAUCUUUCAGUAUUGGAAAGAUAAAUGUGUAAACAAAAUAAAAGCCAAACCUUUUAAUCUCAGGUAGAGAAAUUGAGAUUAAAAGAAAAUGGUUCUUUCCUAAAUGGUCAUUAUGUAAAUAUGUGUCUUGAAAUUUGGUUUUUUUGUGGGCAACCAUGUAAAUAAUUCUGGCUACUUUUUCAUUCUUUUUUGAUGUAGAGUGUACUUUCAACUUUUUUGGAAAUAUUGCAAAGAACAUGUUUAUUUACAUGCAAAUAAAUCUCUUUGGUAAA
This is a messenger RNA of Dromaius novaehollandiae (emu), 8334 nucleotides long. RefSeq names its product mediator complex subunit 1 (gene MED1). The transcript has 17 exons. Lineage: Eukaryota; Metazoa; Chordata; Aves; Casuariiformes; Dromaiidae. Gene Ontology annotation, molecular function: nuclear thyroid hormone receptor binding; transcription coregulator activity; nuclear retinoic acid receptor binding. Gene Ontology annotation, biological process: cellular response to thyroid hormone stimulus; regulation of transcription by RNA polymerase II. The record is from RefSeq and is a predicted model, not a curated record. Gene Ontology annotation, cellular component: mediator complex. Bases 413 to 5116 code for a protein of 1567 amino acids.